Messenger RNA from Desarmillaria tabescens, 919 nucleotides. Its product is annotated as ras family-domain-containing protein. Gene Ontology annotation, biological process: Ras protein signal transduction. NCBI's taxonomy places the organism in Eukaryota, Fungi, Basidiomycota, Agaricomycetes, Agaricales, Physalacriaceae. Gene Ontology annotation, molecular function: GDP binding; GTPase activity; GTP binding. The transcript is spliced from 7 exons. The record is from RefSeq and is a predicted model, not a curated record. Gene Ontology annotation, cellular component: plasma membrane. The coding region runs from base 146 to 787 and encodes 213 amino acids.
AUCGUAUUUGGUCGUGUUUCUAUUUCAUUUGAUUGACUACUUGACCCUAGUGCGGUAUCCCCUCCUUUGCACACUCAUCUUACUUUGCUGUUCUCUAUAUUCAUUCUUCUCCCUUGUAUAUCCUAGCCAAACAUCUAAAGGCAGAAUGGCGACCAGGGCCCAAUUCUUACGAGAGUACAAGCUUGUCGUUGUCGGUGUCGGAAAGUCGGCAUUGACCAUUCAGUUCAUUCAAAGUCAUUUCGUGGACGAAUAUGACCCUACUAUCGAAGAUUCUUACCGCAAGCAAUGUGUGAUUGAUGAUGAAGUUGCACUACUCGACGUGCUUGAUACAGCCGGUCAAGAGGAAUAUGGUGCCAUGAGGGAACAGUACAUGCGUACGGGCGAAGGGUUUCUCCUGGUGUACUCCAUCACGUCUCGAAAUUCGUUCGAAGAAAUAAGCACCUUCCAUCAACAAAUUCUCCGGGUGAAGGAUCAAGACACAUUCCCUGUCAUCGUUGUAGCCAACAAAUGCGACCUAGAAUACGAACGACAAGUCGGCAUGAACGAGGGCCGUGACCUUGCCAAGCAUUUUGGUUGCAAAUUCAUUGAAACAUCUGCGAAGCAACGGAUCAACGUAGAUGAGGCUUUCAGCAAUCUCGUCCGUGAAAUCAGGAAAUAUAACAAGGAACAACAAACUGGUCGACCUGGGAUGAUGCCGGGCCCUGGCGGAAGUACCCCUGGCCCAUACGGUACGAAGGAAAACGAAGAAGGAACACCAGGGUGCUGCUCGAGCUGCGUAGUCGUUUGAUUCUUUUCGGUCUCCCCUCUUGUUUUCUUGCAUCGCAUUCCCCAUCUGUCAUAUUCGACUUCUUUGCUGGUCUUUUUUUGGUUUUUGCAGCCUUCAUGCCUUCAUCCGGAUUCCACAAGUUUAUCCCUCUGU